GCAAGGCAUGCGCGGCGCCGUUUGCGUACUUCAGAGGCGGUUCUGUUACGUUAGCGUAGCCUCAAAAGGGACGGUCAGCUGGCACGAUUGCCAACUAUUAUUGCAUUUCUCUUUGCAUUCGGGGGUUCUUGUUGUGGUUUUAAAGCAUGAACAAAAAUUAUUUUACAGCAGGUCGGGGGAGAAGACCAGCAGUUCCCGACAAAGUCGACAUGUCAUUAGAUGACAUCAUUCGGUUGAACAAAAAAGAGCAACAGCUAAAAAGGAGACAGGCCACCGUGAACCGCCGACCUGUCAAGAAGAAAGGCCAUUUAACCCAAGGAAAGGGAGUUUCGUCAAGGACUGCUGGGCCAUUCCAGAGAGGAGGUGGCGUGCCCCGAGGAGGCGCACCUAAGUUAAGAAACAGAAGGGUCCCUCCACCACCGGGUCGACGACGGGGUCAAGGGGUUAUCACAGGACUGGCAGCCAGGAGACCAGCUACCCUGCUGAAACGAGUCGGAACACUUAACAGAGCAGCAAUCAACCAGAAAACAAGACAGAAAACAAAGCCCUUCAUUCAACGCCCUGAAGCCCAGUACAGGAAGACAGAGGUACAGAGGCGGCCGUACAGGCAGCCCGAUCCACAGAGAGGCCAGAAUGCGACAUCAGUCAGGAGACCAUUUCAGCUGCAACGGCGACCACUGCCGCCUGUCCAGCACACUCAGAAGGAAGCACGCCAGGCCACAUUUCUUUUUCGCAGAGGACUCAAGGUACAGGCCCAAGUGCACAAGCCAAAUCCUCAAACUCCUCCAGUCAGAACUCGCCAGUGGCGCACAUCAACAACCAGCAGUGGAAUCUUGACUGUUUCAAUUGACAACCCCACAGCUAGGACUCAGCCUGAGCCUCCCACUGCUUGGACCCUGCAUCCCCCAGCUGCCAGCUCUGCUCCUGUCAAGGUGGAAACGGUGGAGAAGAAAAUACCAAAAGGAGUGCCUCUGCAAUUUGACAUCAACAGUGUUGGGAAACCGCAAACAUCGAUGACCUUGAAUGAGCGAUUCCGCAUCCUAAAAGAUCAGCGCACCGCCACAUCACAAAGCAGUAAAGGCAGCCGGUUUGUUACCGUGGGUUAGCCGGCAAUGAGACAGCGACGAGUAAUACUCAGAAUCCCCUUUUGUCCUGCUCAGACCCACACAGCGAACCCCACCUGUCUAAUGAAUGGGACGUGCUGACCCACUGAGUGACUUUACUAAUGGGAGGGAGGGCAACUGUGGGACAAACUGAGAACUCAAGUGUCAGUGGAAGAGUUUGUUUAAAGUAAGUUCCCAUUCUUCGUCCAUAUCAUUAUACUGGGCUGUUUUUAUUGUGGAUGUCCUAUUCAGGGAAGGAAAGUGCGCUCCCCCCCCCCCUGCUCUUUGGACUUGGAACCGUUGACACUGUUAUGAGGACCGUUUUGGAAGUAUUUCUUUUUCACAGAGGACUGCUAUGUAUUUGCUAGGGUGGCACGUAUGUUCUCAAUACCCUGUUUUGACAUUUUUGAGAAUUUUGUAAUGUUUCCUCAAAUAAACAAGUUUCUCUUUAAA
Siniperca chuatsi (mandarin fish) is the source of this 1556-nucleotide messenger RNA. Its product is annotated as UAP56-interacting factor-like. Lineage: Eukaryota; Metazoa; Chordata; Actinopteri; Centrarchiformes; Sinipercidae. Gene Ontology annotation, molecular function: mRNA binding. Bases 147 to 1106 code for a protein of 319 amino acids. The record is from RefSeq and is a predicted model, not a curated record. Gene Ontology annotation, biological process: mRNA export from nucleus. The transcript has 9 exons.